AUGAGUGCCAGUGAUAGUGACCAACGAAGUGGCUGGAAGUACACGACUAAACGUGGACGACCGCAAAGCUCGAAUGAGCAAAGAAAGUCGGACAGAAGUCCCAGCAAGCUCACUAAACUCUUCCGCGGUAUCUCCGAGACAGUGGCUCCGCCAGCUGCCACUUCAUCUAACACGGUUGACGCGUCCACGAGCCCGACCAAUGUAACGGCUAAUUACUCUUAUGAUAUUGACAGCCGCAGAAAUGCUGUUUUAUUAGAUGUGACUCCAGAAGAUUUGAGGCCACCGAGCAGCGCUGGUAGCACGUCAACUUCGCAUUUUUCCCUAGUCUUUCCUCCUUCCCCGCCGCCUGAUUCUUUUCAACACACCGUACACACUCGUGUAACAUACACAAUCGAGCAAAUUGCGACUUCAAGUACUUUUGGUCGUGCUUCCAGUAGGCGAUUCCUUCCCAAACUCAAGUCGCAUCUCAGCAAUUCUUCUCGUUCGAACAAACUCUUUAGUAUCCGCAAGAGACAGCCACGACACUCUACCGGGCAACUCAGUGACGGACCUCUAGACGGGGAGGAAGGCGAGCUGAUCGACGAAGCUUGCUUCAUGGAUUCAACCACUCCAAGGGGGAUCGGUGAGCCCUUCAUUUGCCCAAA
Acaulospora colombiana is the source of this 644-nucleotide messenger RNA. The record is from the annotation of a GenBank genome assembly. NCBI's taxonomy places the organism in Eukaryota, Fungi, Glomeromycota, Glomeromycetes, Diversisporales, Acaulosporaceae.